AUACGCUCGACUCCUCCGAGAGUCAUAGCCUCGCCUGCUACCCAGCCAAGAAGGGCCGCGGUAGCACUCAUCAUCCGCAUUGCGCCCCCGCCGUCGUACCCUACAUCUUCCGGAGCCAGCCCCUCAUCAUCACAGCCGCAGACUACCGACCUCAAUGAGUUUUUCCAACUGGAUUGGGUUCGUGCACCAGGUACACGACCAGAAAUACUUUUCCUCCGGAGGGAGAAUCCGCAAGAGAGCUCAGAUGGAGGUCGUAUGAACGAGAGCGGCCAGGCGAGGGAAGCUCAUCUUGCGUUUCCUGGUGGACGCACCGAGGAAGGAGAUGAAGGGGGCAUGUACACUGCCAUGCGCCAAACUUGGGAAGAGAUCGGUCUUGAUCUCGCAGAGGCUGCUUACGCUCCCAUUGGUCAACUCGACGACCGCGAAAUUACAACUUCUCUUGGGAAACGCUUGCUCAUGAUUCUGUCCCCCUAUGUCUUCCUCCAACUCACUCCUCAAACGACAGCUGUCGAUCCUGCUCCAGGGACAACCAUGCAUUGGGUACCUCUCAGUGAGCUUGUACCCAGUGAUCUCGCCGCCAUGCCAAAACCGCGCUGGUCAAAAGUCACGGUUGACGCAUCCUCACGCCUCGCGUCACGUCACUCGCCGCUGUUGCGUCUGCUUGUCCGCGUGCUCGUGGGCAACAUGAAUUUCCCAGCUAUCAGCAUUGACGCCUCAGAUACGUCUGUGGGCUCCCUCCAAAAGCUGCGCUCCCACGCGGGCGUCCGGCGGCAGCGCCGGCAUGAGGAGCUCAAGCUUUGGGGCCUCUCGCUCGGCAUGACUCUCGACUUCGUCGCCUACAUGACCUCCAGCACCCGCGGCGCUGCAUCCAGCGCUCUCGUUCCGCCAGACGCGGAGGUAGUGCUCAGUGGCGCGCCCAUCCUCGCCCCGAGCCUCACGAGCGUGUUCCCGCGCUUUUCCUACCCGGACGUCAAUUUCUGGAUCUGGGUCUUUGGGAAGCGCUACCGUGAGGUCGUGCGCGGCUGGGAGGCGAGCGUGCAGGCGGGCGGGACGAACGAUCGGAGGAUCAACUGGACGGGCUCUGCGCUCAACACGUUCUACGCUGCAGUGCGCAAGGCAUUAGUCGUCGUCGUCGUCGUCCGCGGCAUCUUCCUUUUGAUUGGGCUCGUCCUUGGCGGCUGGUUCUUGUUUGCACGGGGUUAG
Messenger RNA from Phanerochaete carnosa HHB-10118-sp, 1203 nucleotides. RefSeq lists its product as uncharacterized. The annotation marks the transcript as partial. NCBI's taxonomy places the organism in Eukaryota, Fungi, Basidiomycota, Agaricomycetes, Polyporales, Phanerochaetaceae. The record is from RefSeq and is a predicted model, not a curated record. Gene Ontology annotation, molecular function: coenzyme A diphosphatase activity. The transcript is spliced from 5 exons.